AUGCCGGGUUCCCCGGGGUCUGGGGCUAACUCUGCCCCCCCAUGUCCCGCCACGGCGGCGAGAGCUGCCUGGCAACUUUGCAGGAGUUUCCCGGCGCCCAGGCCAGGGCGGGGAAAGGACACCGGGUCCCCGGGGAUGGCGCGCCUCGGGACGCGUACCCACGUGGGGAUUCCGAGAUGGGGACCCCUGGGAGUCGCGGGCCCCAGCACGCCGCCCGCAGGGCCCCCGAGGCCCCCGCGCUUUGAACUUCUUCCAAGGGGCCUCCGGAGGCCGGGGGAAGAGAAACCCAGGAUCCGCGCCCGGAGCCAGGCCACGGGCCCUGCCCCCGCCGGCCGCGACCCCGGACAGGCUGCCUCCGGGCCGGCGGCCUCUCGGCCUCCUCGCGCCGGCCCGCUCCGCCGACCCCCGGAGCCCCGCGCCGCCCGGCCGCUCCCGCCUCCCGCCGGCAGGGGCCCUCGCCGAGCCGCCCAAAAAGCCUAA
Molecule: messenger RNA, 480 nt
Organism: Psammomys obesus (fat sand rat)
Lineage: Eukaryota; Metazoa; Chordata; Mammalia; Rodentia; Muridae
Product: proline-rich protein 2-like
Exons: 1
Coding region: 1-480 (159 amino acids)
Source: RefSeq, a predicted model, not a curated record